AUGAGGUUUAUACAAGGUUCUUCUGUACCCAAAGAUCUGUUCAUAUUACUUGACACGAGUGGAAGUAUGACUGGCCAGUCAUUAAAACUGGCUAACUUAUCAGCUCAGAAAUUAAUUGAAGCUCUUGAUGUGGAUGAUUACUUCACUGUAGCACAUUUUCCUGGAGCUAAAGAUCAUGUUGCACCAAUGAUUGUCACAGCAAAUAAUGAAAGCGAACCAAUUUGUUUUAAUUCAUUUGUUCAGGCAACUAGACGUAAUAAAAUGCGCUUGUUUUACGAUUUGAGUACUUUAAAAGCACGUGGUUAUUCCGAUUUUCCAGCAUCAUUGAAAUUCGCUUAUGAAAUGUUUCGUAAUGUAAGUGAAAUUCUUACAGCUUUCAUAUUUUAGAAAUCCUUUAGUUUAACUAUCCCUUAUAUUAUAACGUUAACUGGUUUCAUAACAUGUAGACAACUAAAUGAUUGAAGACAGUUGAGAGGAAAUCCUAGAUAUAGGUUUCGUGAUAGCUAGUACUAGUCAACGUAGUGUACCUCCAAUCUUUGG
This is a messenger RNA of Schistosoma mattheei, 540 nucleotides long. The record is from the annotation of a GenBank genome assembly. Lineage: Eukaryota; Metazoa; Platyhelminthes; Trematoda; Strigeidida; Schistosomatidae.